This is a messenger RNA of Triticum turgidum subsp. durum (durum wheat), 717 nucleotides long. The record is from the annotation of a GenBank genome assembly. NCBI's taxonomy places the organism in Eukaryota, Viridiplantae, Streptophyta, Magnoliopsida, Poales, Poaceae.
AUGAUGCCGCUGAAGGGUUGCCAAAGAAAUGAGUACUCCUACACCAUUUUGAUUCAGGGUCUGUGCGAGGCGCAGUGUGUAAGGGAGGCACUUGCGCUGUUGUUGAUGAUGAGGCGGGAUUGGUGCUCCCCGGAUUCGCACACAUAUAAGUUCCUGAUCGACAACCUAUGUAAGGAGGGCAUGGUUGGUGACGCCAGGAUGUUGCUUGAAGAAAUGCCUCAUGGAGGUCCGGUUCCAAGUAGGGAGUACAAUGCAAAGAUCAUGGGGUACUGCAAGGCAGGAAUGAUGCAGGAAGCAUUGGGGAUUAAGGAGCUGAUGGAAGGAAAUGUGUGUCGCCCAGAUGAUUGGACAUACGGCAGUUUGAUCCAUGGCCGCUGUGAUGGGAAGAUAGACGAAGCUGAACAAUUACUGGAUAGUGCUGUUAAAGGAGGUUUUACACCUACGGUUGUUACAUUCACUAACUUGAUUGAUGGGUAUUGCAAAGCUGAAAGGAUUGAUGAUGCACUCAGGGUGAAAAAUAAUAUGUUGUUGAGUAAAUGCAAGAUUGAUGUAAAUGUGUAUGGAAAGUUGAUCAACAGCCUCAUUAAGAAGGAUAGGUUAAAAGAGGCUAAAGAGUUGCUAACUGAAAUUUCGACAACUGGUUUAGUUCCGAAUGUGGUCACCUACAGUUCUUUAGUGAUGGCUAUUGCAAGACUGGGAAGGUGGAUUUUGCACUAG